Messenger RNA from Tyto alba (common barn owl), 8726 nucleotides. It is a transcript of the gene GGPS1, whose product is annotated as geranylgeranyl diphosphate synthase 1. Gene Ontology annotation, molecular function: prenyltransferase activity. The coding region runs from base 1824 to 2648 and encodes 274 amino acids. Gene Ontology annotation, biological process: isoprenoid biosynthetic process. The record is from RefSeq and is a predicted model, not a curated record. The transcript is spliced from 3 exons. Lineage: Eukaryota; Metazoa; Chordata; Aves; Strigiformes; Tytonidae.
AGGUAAGCAAGUGAGAACCAGACUGUCACAGGCCUUUAAUCACUGGCUGAAUGUUCCACAAGAUAAAAUACAGGUCAUUUGAGGACAAAACCAGGACCCUGUCAUCUUUCAAUCUGCAUUCUGACACAAUUACUACUGCUUUUGUGCAUACUAAUUAUAAUAACUUAAAGUGUUUGAAGUCUGGAGGACCACCUUGAGUCAGCUUUCUGAUAUCUCUUGUAAUCUUAAGACAUCCCAGGUGUCUAGCAGCCUGAUUCAUAUCCAGUUAUUUGUAUUUCUUUUAUUAAAAAUCUGAAUUCUGGCACUCAUUAUGGGACUUCUUGUUUUACCUUAGAUCAUUUGUCUUCAUGUAGCUUGUUUAGAUGAUAGUUGAGGCUACUGUUCCUUGGUAGUUGAUUUUACUAUUGGCUGCCACCAUUUCACUUUUUUCACAGCCAAGUGGUCUCUUCCCCCCACCCACUCCCCACCCUUCCUCUUACUGCAUCUUUACCCAUCUAAUGCUGCACUGAGGCACUCAGCAUGUUGAAUUAGAGAACACUGGGUUUGUCAGAUUAACUUUCUUCUAAGAAGGCACUGAAAUAGCCAAGUAGGGGGACAAGCAAAUUUUCAAGCUAUUGCAGGUAAGGAGGUAGAAAUCUGCAUGUUGGAGUGAUAGUGCAGUAGCUACUGAUCAGAUAGGCUGAGGUUGUGAGAAAGCAUAACACUCUCUACUGGUUCUUCAGCUUUCACUAUGAAGAGCAGUCUUUUCAUUUCCUCAGGCUACUUCCUGUCUUCUAAAAUAAACUUUUUCUGCUGUCUGAACUUUUUUUUUCCUUACUUUUCAACUCUGUCCUCUGAUUUAAAGUCAGUUGGCAACAACAUACUUUCAGAGGUCAAAGUAGGGCUCACUUUUAACUGGUAGAUGAGUCAUUACUGCUUCAUAAGUAGAUUGUUCUUGCAGUCAUAUCUUGGACAAACAAUUAGAUUGCUGGGUUUUGGGUUUUAAUCUUUGGGACAGUGGUCAUUGAACACUAGGUGGCUUGCCAUUCAAGAAAGUGGUUGCAGCGAAGUUCCUCUUACUUUUUCCUACAGCACGCACCAAAUAGGUCAAUAUUAGGUACUUGCCAUUACUUAAUGGUGGCCUUAGUGUUUUUUUAGAAGCAGUUGUUUUGAUGAGUGUUGACUGAGUGCAAUGUUUGUAGCUUGCAAGUGUAAUUGGUUCAUUAGCUUUAAAAUCAUAUCUUAAUCAGAUGCAUUUUGCAGUGAGUUUUUACAGUGUGCAGUUUCACAUGCUUGAAUUUAUUUCCAUUUAAGCAGGUGCUGACUAUACCUGUUCCUUGUGUAGCAGCUGUGCAAUAAAAACAGUAUAUAGUGUUAAAACUAAAUUUCUUGUUGAAUUGUCCUGCUUUGGAAUUGUUAAGGUUCAUUUUUAGUCAGAUGUAGUCAGCUACAAGCUUGAUGUUCUUAGCAGUUUGUGUACCUCAGGUGGUGUAUGAUACUGGUCUACCUACUGACAAGUAGUAAGUGUGUAGGAAGCUUCCCAAAAGAAGUUGUAGCCAUUCCGUUUCUGCCAAGAAUUUUCCAAAUGAUGUUUCAGAGAAAAUAGUCUGUCCUUUAAGAGCUCAGUACUGAAGAUAACUACACAAAGUGUAGGGAAAGAAAGAUGAACUCUCCACUUACCAAAACAAGGUUUACAAGACAAAUGUGUUAAUGGAUGAUACCUGACCCUCUCAAGAACUGACUUUAUGAGAUUCCAGGUUAAUGAAUCUAAGCUUGUCCCAACAUUGUGUUGCUUUGCUUCUCCUCCAUGUUUCUAGUAACAUUUAUUACAUGACUCCUGGGCAAUGGUGUAUUUUAGAACUGUAGCAACAAUGAAGAGGAGCAUGCAAGUGGAAACACUUCAAGGAGUUAUCAUUGAAGUGACAGAGAUGUUGCACAAUGCAAGCCUACUUGUGGACGAUAUUGAAGAUAACUCAAAGCUACGACGGGGCUUUCCAGUGGCACACAGUAUCUAUGGAAUUCCAUCUGUAAUCAACUGUGCUAAUUAUGUGUAUUUCCUUGGCUUAGAGAAGGUUUUAACCCUCGAUCAUCCAGAUGCUGUUAAAGUUUUUACCCGUCAACUUCUGGAACUCCAUAAAGGUCAAGGCUUGGAUAUUUACUGGAGGGAUACUUACACCUGUCCUACAGAAGCUGAAUAUAAAGCUAUGGUACUUCAAAAGACAGGUGGUCUCUUUGGAUUAGCUGUAGGCCUCAUGCAGCUGUUCUCAAAUUAUAAAAAAGACUUAAAGCCACUUCUUAACACACUUGGCCUCUUCUUUCAAAUAAGAGAUGAUUAUGCCAACUUGCACUCCAAAGAAUAUAGUGAAAACAAGAGUUUCUGUGAAGACUUAACUGAGGGCAAGUUCUCAUUCCCAACCAUUCAUGCAAUUUGGUCAAGACCUGAAAGUACUCAGGUGCAAAACAUUUUACGUCAAAGGACGGAGAACAUAGAUAUAAAAAAAUACUGUGUACAUUACCUUGAAAAUGUGGGUUCCUUUGAGUACACUCGGAGUACACUGAAAGAGCUUGAAUCUGAAGCCUAUAAACAAAUUGAAUCACUUGGGGGAAACCCUGAGCUUGUAGCACUAGUUGAACAGCUGAGCAAAAUGUUCAAAGAAACUGAAAAUUAAAAAUUUAACUCCUGGGGGUAAAUUAAAACUCUUUUGAAAAUGGGAAAAUAACCAGACUAUCUGAGAGGUGUGAUAAUCAGUCUCACUUAAAACUUUUCUCUUGUGACCAUGUUACAGAAAUUACUCUUAAAAACAAUUUUUAAUUUGAUAUUGAAAUAUAUACCCUAUUAUCUAUACAGUCUUAACUGUAACUACUUACGGAUCACUUUGUUAAAGCAGAUAUACUAGAACUGAGACAAAUUUUGUAUUUAAAUGUGAUCAUCUUUACACAAUCAUCAGCAUUAUUUCAGGCCUAAAACUCAUAUCUUUAACCCGGCUACUGUAGGUUUCUGGCUGAAAUUCUGUGUUAAGUUAAAUCGGGUUGACCUGAGUGUACUGUGCAUUUUCAAACAAUGCUCUAGUAAACCAAAAUGUACAAGAUUAAAUUACAAAAGAAGAUACUUGCAACCACAAUGCAAAUAAAACUGUUGUGUGGUAUUUCUAAGUUAGGCUUGUGAAGAUCAGAUGGAUCAGCUUACUAAGUUCAAAGUGAGUAUUCUGUCCAGCUUCUGGGGAUAUUUUCAGUGGAAUGUGAAUUAUGAAAGAUAGUGUUUUAUAUGCAAAUAAGACUAAUGUUUAGUCUGAAGUUGUAGCUUUAUAAAGAUUUCUAAGUACCUUAGAGAAAAGAUUUUAUGGCAUCAGCAAAGCAUAAAUUUGCUGCUGAUUCCAGUUCUGCAGUGAAUAAUUUUGAUCGCCUGGUUUUAGAUUUUUAAACUGAAAUAUUUUGCAGCCAGGGACUUAAAUCUAUGCAUUAGAGCUUAUACAUGUACCUGUAAAUAGCAACAUAGUAAGCUGCUAGUAGAAAUGGAAUGGGAUUCACACCAGGUAGCUUUAGUACACUGUAAGUGGUACAGGUCUCUUGAAUCUUUGCUUAUAACUGAGAGGGGCUUCUCCAGGAGUUGAUUCAUAAUUCAUACUGCAUUCCUGUUCUGAAUUACUAUCUGGAGGCUUGCUAUAGGUGUCUCUGGAGAGACAAGUUCUGUAAUUUUUUGCUAAAACAAAGUACGGUAUCUUGUUCUACAAGCUAUAAUGCCACUUCAGUUUUGUUAAUUGCUUAAAUAGUGCUUUAAAACUGUGUACACAGGCAUACUGAAAUAGAAGUGCAACUGAGAGAGAGAUUGAGGGGGGAGGGCUGAUCAGUGACAAAACCCUCUGUUCAUCUAUAUAUAGAUGUAUAUAUACAAAGGUGAACAAAACCUGAGCAGAGAUGUUUGUUCCUUCUUUGCCUGGCAGUUUUGCUUUGGUGUAGGGAGGUAGUGGUUUGGAUCAAAGGUAGGGCUGGUGUUAUCAGCGGUGGUGCUAGCUCAAGCAUACUCCCAGGAAAAAAUGGCCAGAGGUACUUCGCUUCUGACAGGUAAAGGAUAGUUUUAUGCAGGUGUUCAUUUGCUGUAUCUGGAAAGUAGGGAGAGGCAUGGUCUCAACCCAUUGAGAAAACUGAAAGUUUGCUGUAACAUCUUCUCUGGGCAGCCUUAAGAUUCUUCUGAAAGUAAUCAAGCAUGAAGAAAUUCAGGAUGAAUGCUCUCAGAUGUUAUGUAGUUAUGGAUGAUAGCCUAUCCCUUUUAUCUGCAUGCUGAGGAGGAGUCUGUCUGCUCUGUGGUUAGGCACUGAAUAAUAGCCUUUUUGCUGAAGGAACCUGGUUGCCAGGACUGAACAGCUUAAAGUUGGUGAAAGGUGUCUUUCCUUUAAUGUUAAUGACAGUGAAUUGUAAUUCCUUUUUCAUUACUUGCAGUGCUUAGUAGUAAGCCUGUAAAUCUUUAAUAUUUUAUGAGAAAAUACUAUCUGCAGGAAAGUAUAAUGUCUGUUUUGUGCCAUGUCUUGGGAGUUCCUAAGCGCUGUUGCAGCUGAUGUUGAAUGGGGGAGAGCACUGGAAAAACUUGUCAGGAGAAUCUCCUAGUUUGCUGUAAAAGAUAUCCUUGUGCCUAUUGGGAUAUUGUAACUGAUGGAUACAAUGCAAAGUGCACUCAGUACCAUUUCAUGUCUGCUCAGUUACUGGAUGUAAACAGUUUUGUGUAAUCAAACUUGCUUAAUGAGGUAGCUUUUAUUUUUGUAUAAAACUUCUCUACCAUCUGAGACUUCUAAGUUGUCACUUCUUUGGGUCAUUCUGGCAACUCACACAAUUAGUAUUGUUCUAAUACUAUAUCUUGUAGAAUGUGCCUGCAUUAACUUAGGAGUAAAUACACUGGAAGUUUUCUAUCUGUAGGCCCUUUGAACUGCAAAUGGAUGAGAAGGGAAAAGUAUCCCGGGAAAAGAAAGCUGGUCCAACAAGAAACCAUACAGACUUACUGUUCUACCUUCGAGGCUUUUGAUACAGGUAUUCAAAGCACACCCUGAAGGUAUAUCUUAAAAGGGCCAGAAGCAGAGUAUCAUUGCUCUUCACUUUGGUUAGGACGAACUGAGGCCUCUGAGGGUUUUUCUUGAUGUAUUCAGGAGUCAGAAGAGGCUGGGAUCUUUCCCCUUCAUCUAUUAAGCAGGUAGAACAUCUUCAAGUAUUAAGCAUCACCGGUCAUGAUGCUUCAUUGUCAAGGUGGAUUUUAUAUUUGGUGCUAUAAAAUGAGACUGCAUCCUCAACAAUAUUCUCCAACAUUGGCUCUGGUUAAGACAUGUUAGGAAAAUCACUUCCUUAAAGCAGCAUGAGAGUUCUCGUGGCUGCAGAAUUAGUUUAGUUGUGUAAGUGCUGCUCUGUUGCUAUGCCUCCCACAGCACAGGGAGUAGGGCUUUUUCCUGAUCUUCACAAGAGAUGCAUUGCUGUGGAAUAGAAAUCUGAGUUGCAAGUGGAAAUGUCUGUGGGUAAACAAAAGGGAUGCUGGUUUCAAUGUCAGUGUCUCUGAGACAGAACUGUUCCCCUUAUCUUCCUGCCAUUACCAACAAGCUCUAAUUUGAUCAGGUUACUAGUGCAUUUCCUGGGGCUUUAGCUCUUGCAGUGUGUAUCAAGAGAAAUGCAAAUACUCAUCAGUCUCCAGCAUUUCCCCCUUACUUCAAUCUGUUUUCUGACUCUGUGCUUGCUUGGAUGUAAAUGAAUGCUGUCACCUGUCUUUGAGUGGCCAGCCCUUGGAUGGGACAUCUGUCUCUGCUUCCUGAAAGGCUGAUGUUAUCCCCAUCAAUUAUAGUGAAAAUUGCAUCAUCUCAGGACCUUCCUGAGGAGAUUGUCUUCCGCCUCUCCCUUUAAGCUCAGACUGCUCAGGUACCCACUAAGAGCAACUUUUUCUGUAUCAGCCAGUUGUUGAUACAAACAGCCUGAAAAAUGGCAAUGCAAGGUAGCUGUUGAUAAUUCUUUAUGCUUUCAACUUUAUGGUUGAUUUUGCUAAUUAUUAAAUAUCUAAAUGCCUCCAUGUGAUGUGGAAAUUUCCUACAUUAAUGGCUUCUUUCCCCAGUUACUGUUAAAAUGCUAACGUGGUGUAAAAACACAGGAUUUGUGUGGCUUGGGGGGUUUUUUGCACCUUCUUAUAUAAAACUGGUUUGAACUCUAAUACGUCUCUAGCACUGAAUUGGGCCAGGCUUUUAUUCAGGCACAAGAGCUAUAUAGGCAUCUGUUGCUCUUCUUUGUUCUGUCUUAUCACUUUGUUUCAGGUUUGAUAUUUACUAUGUUCUUUGUAUUAUUGAUCAGUACUUUAAUUGUAAUUCUGAUCUUGGCUAUAUUUCUAUUCUGUUAAUAAUACCAUAGCACACACAAUACCAUCAAACUCUUUUUUGACCCUGGACAAACAAAAUAGUUUGGGUCUGUUCUUGAAACGUUAAAUCUUGGCUGCUCAUACACCUUCACAAAAGUAAUCCAAGAUUUUCUUCAAUCUUUAAAUGCCUGAAACUUUUUUGCCAAGAAGCUAAAGCCUGUAACGUAUUUUAUAUUGCCAUAAAUUAUUUUUGUCUCGUAUAUCUUGAGCUCCUUUCCCUCUCCUACCCAUUUGCUUUCAACACCUAUUUUGCUUUGGUGAUAAUGCUUGUUAGGCCUUUUUGUGAAAGAAUUUAGCUCACUAGCCCUGGGGGAGAGAAGUUAAUUUUUGUCUGGGUUAAUGAAUUAUCCCACUCAGCAAGAGCCUGAUGCAUGUCAGAGCUGGCAGGUAGACAGAGGCAAGAGUAGAGCCAGAGAAAGGAUUUGAGAGAAAAAGAAAACACAUUUUAGGCUCCUAAGGCUGCCUCAUAUAUUUUCACCUUGGUUUACAGCAUCACCUUCUCUUUGUUAGGUAAAGGCUAAAGAGUGUGGUCAGUUUCCCUGACCUUCCCUUUGUGCUUUCCAAAUAUAAUGUAAGAGAUAUUAAAGUUAAAAAUUAUUUAUUCUGAUGGUUAUAUAAAGACUGACCCUGAUGUGAAGGGAAAUCGUAGAUAAUUUUCUGCUUUUGAACUCCAUGAAAAUAUUCCCUUCUCUGUUGGUUUGUGAAUCAUAUGUUGUCACUAAGCAGUUGCAUCUUUUCUUGAUCACAGUAGAUUAUUUUCACUUUCCCAUAAUGUUUGAGUUGCUAUUUCUGGAGCAUAUGGUAUAAAUUACUUAAUCCCUCAGUAAAGUAAUUAUUGAAGUCUGUAAAGAGGACAAAUGGCAAACACCCAUUUUUUGGUUGUGCUGUUUUGAAAUACACAUAAAAACUGAGCUGUUCUCUUGCUGUAAUCUGGUAUAUGUUUUUCUGCAGUUAACUUCUGUUAACUGAAGGAGGCAUAACAACUUUUCACCAACUUAAGUUAUUAAAAUCAGUCUGACACCAAGGCCAUGUGAACAAAUUAAAAGAAAAAAAAAGUGUUUACAAGGAAAAACCACAACGUUCUUUAACAGCAGUAUCUCAGAUAAUUGCAGUGUUAAUACAUGAAGCAUGGAGCAAAUUCCUGCAAUUUUUCUAUGGCUUUAACUAAAGAACCUAUUGCUACUUUUACUUUCUUCUUUCUGAGGGCAGGAUGGAGGGUGUACAGGUAAAAGUAAAAACCGUAUGGAGGAAUUGUCAUUGCUAUUCCCAGAAAUGUAAAAGCUGCUAUAAACAUUAUCUCUUAUAUUUUAAACCAACCGAAAUGAAUGUUCAAUAAAUUCUGAAGUUAAAUCUGUUUUUACUUAGGUGCUUAUAAAAUGCAGAAGCUGCAAUCCUAGGUAAUGAGAUUAAAAUGUUAAAUUGAUUUAGUUACCUUAUUGGCAUUGGGACUAUCCUGUUUCUUGGCAAGUAUGUUGGAUGAAAUAUAGCUGUUUGAUUAAACACAGAGGAAACAAAAGAAAUAGAAUAAACAGUUAUGCUAUUCUCAUUAUCAUUUUAGAAGUACUAAAUAAAUAAAUAUGACAUGCAUGUAAUUUCUGAGAGUAGCUGAAUAACCUAUCAAACAUGCCGCUGGGGUCAGAAAGAUAGUGAAAAGUAUUUUCUUGUUUUCAACACCUUUCCUGACACAUAGUCAAAUGGAGCAUGCUCUCAGGUUUGUACUCCAAAACAGUGAAUGAGUCGGGAAAGAAGAGCAAGAGGGCUUAUUGCCAUUGUUUCUGUGCAUCAUUUAAAACUGGAACAGAUUGUUCGAAGGGUGCCCUCUGUGGGAAAUGAAGGGGCUCAGAGACCCAGAUGAGACAGCAGCACCACCAAAGGCAUGGAAGGAGGACUAUGGUAACUAUUUUUUUUCCUCAAAUAAAUUAGUGGACCUAAGAAAGCACAUUACCUUUGGCAAAGGAAGGCUCUAAGACACCAAGAUCCUUACUGGAGUGCUCCUUGGGAGAGCUGCUGUUUUAUGUCAGGCAGUAAAACAUGCCCUCAGAGCCUGUUCUUGAAGAUAUAAGCCAUCAGCAUGCCAAAGAAUUUGCAUAUUCACAUUACUUUGGUUGGAAUAUACCAGUGUUACCAAAUAUCUGUGCUUGAUUUCUGUAAUCAAUAUCACAGAAUCAAAGAGUACUAUAUGCUGCCUGCCAAAUAGUGCAUGAAGUUAUUCACUGUAAUAGCAGCAGAAGCACAACACUGAAAUAGCUUCUUGCUUAUUGUUGUGAUUGUUUGUCUUUGUGGUCCCAAGAUUUUAAUUAUAUUGUUUGAAUUAAGUUAUGAGACUGAACUAUGAAGCACAUCAGAGAUGAAUAAAUGUGGAAAAUGUCAA